Penicillium antarcticum is the source of this 960-nucleotide messenger RNA. RefSeq lists its product as uncharacterized. The record is from RefSeq and is a predicted model, not a curated record. Gene Ontology annotation, cellular component: cytosol. Lineage: Eukaryota; Fungi; Ascomycota; Eurotiomycetes; Eurotiales; Aspergillaceae. Bases 1 to 960 code for a protein of 319 amino acids. The transcript has 3 exons. Gene Ontology annotation, molecular function: D-xylose reductase (NADPH) activity. Gene Ontology annotation, biological process: D-xylose catabolic process.
AUGGUCGCCCCUACCGUCAAGCUCAACAAUGGCUACGAGAUGCCCCUUGUGGGCUUCGGUCUCUGGAAGGUCAACAAUGACACUUGCGCCGACCAAGUCUACAACGCCAUCAAGGCCGGCUACCGUCUCUUCGACGGCGCCUGCGACUACGGCAACGAAGUCGAAUGUGGCCAAGGCGUAGCCCGCGCCAUCAAAGACGGCCUCGUCAAGCGCGAAGACCUCUUCAUCGUCUCCAAACUCUGGAACAGCUUCCACGAAGGCGACAAAGUGGAACCAAUCUGCCGCAAGCAAUUAGCAGACUGGGGAGUCGACUACUUCGACCUGUACAUCGUGCACUUCCCAAUUGCACUGAAGUACCUAGACCCAAGCGUGCGCUACCCACCCAGCUGGACAACCGCCGACGGCAAGAUCGAGCUAGCCAACGCUCCCAUCCAUGAGACCUGGGCCGCAAUGGAGUCACUCGUUGACAAGAAGCUCGCGCGCAGCAUUGGAGUGAGCAACUUCAGCGUACAGCUGCUGAUGGAUCUGCUGCGGUAUGCGCGUGUCCGACCUGCGACCUUGCAGAUCGAGCACCACCCCUACCUGACGCAGACGCGCUUGGUGGACUUUGCGCAGAGCGAGGGUCUUGCUGUUACUGCCUACUCGUCCUUUGGGCCGUUGAGUUUCUUGGAGUUGAACCUUAAGCAUGCGCAGGAUACGCCGUUGCUGUUUGAGCAUGCUACUAUCAAGGGUAUUUCCGAGAAGCAUGGUCGUACCCCUGCGCAGAUUCUGCUGCGUUGGGCUACGCAGCGUAAGAUUGCUGUCAUUCCUAAGAGUAAUGAUCCUACUCGUCUUGCGCAGAACUUGCAGGUUACCGACUUUGAUCUUGAGGGUUCUGAGAUUGAGGCUAUCAGUGCUCUUGACAAGGGCCUUCGGUUCAAUGACCCUAUGGCUUAUGGUCUCGGCAUUCCUAUCUUCUAA